UGCAGGGAUGCUGAGAGGCCGGUGUGUGGAAUGCGCGGGUUUUCACAGCGACAGAGCAGCUUGAUACAGAGCAUCUCAGAGAGAGCGUGAACGCGCACGAGAGAGAGAGAGAGAGAGAGAGAGAGAGAGAGAGAGAGCGCACAUAUCUCCCAAUGCAAAUCACUGUAGCAAUUGUUGUCGCGGGGCACCGGAGCCGGUGAUCACCAUGGCCGCCUUCCGCAGCAGGAAUCAGGUGCUGAAGAUGCUUACAGAGUAAAUCUGGGACUUCGCUACUGUAGUCAGCACGUGGAAUCAGCCGGGAAAACCGGGAUAUCUCGCGUCAAAUACGGUUAAACGAAAAGAGUGUUGGCUAGGCAAAUAGAGCGGGAAAAAAAACAGGUCGUAGAAGUGAGUUCGUAUUCCCUUCUCUUUAUUUCCUCCCUUUAUGAUGUGAUGGGAGAAACAGGCUGUCGUUUCCAAACAAUAAAUUCAACGCACGAAUCAAACUAGACUUCGUUUAUGUGGAGGUUUCGGUUGAUGGAGCGGCGUACGCACGCAAUUCUCCACUUUUGAAAUGGUUUCUUAUGAAUGUCUCUGAUGUCGGGGUGUUGUCGGAAGAAGACGUGAAGCAUUUUUUGCUAUUUUCUGCUCGGACAACGGGAAAUUCUUGUGGUUUAUUCAGAGACGCUGAAUAUGAGAGAAUGCAGAUCGGGCUGAUGGAAUUGCGGUGACAACAACUGAGAAAACGAGGAAAUACACGUAGAUCUCAAUAUACACAAACCGCCGAUUUCUGCCUGCAGCUCAUUCCCAGACAGAAUCAGCGAUCAUCUGCGUGACCUCUGUGAUUGACCCCAUGAGGACAGCCCAGGGAGAUGGAACGUAAUAGACUUUUCACCUUUACUCUCUGCUGCAUUUACACGACAACUCACCAGGGCUGAGCACGACAUCAGCCACUCAUUCACCCCAACCCUUCCACAGUCCUCCCAUUCCUUUCCUUCCUUUUCUUGUUCCCUCUCUCUAAAUCCCUGAAAUACAUUCAAACAAACCAACAGGUUAACUUGUUCUUCUUUUUUGUUAUUGUUUAACUUUCCUUUGCCCUUCCCCUGUGACAAAGCAGAGGAAGUUAAUAAAUCAGUGGAGUGAAGAGAGAAGGAAAGAACAAGUCAGUCAUGUAUAUCCCCUAUACCUGUAAACGUGACUUGGGCCAUGCCCGCUAUUCAGAGGCCACCCGCACAAUCUCCUUCCUCUGGCUGGUACUCUGGAUCACACUGGCAGUAUGCCAACGUAUUGAUCCUGGCACCAAGUAUCCUACUGUCACCACAAACUAUGGCAAGUUGCGUGGGAUAAAAAAAGAGCUCAACAACGAGAUCUUGGGUCCUGUGGAACAGUAUCUGGGUGUCCCAUACGCCACAGCACCAAUUGGAGACCGCCGCUUCCAGCCACCUGAAGCUCCUGGGUCCUGGCAGGAAGUGCGGAACGCCACACAGUUUGCCCCUGUUUGCCCGCAGAACGUACAUGGUGUUUUGCCUGAGAUCAUGUUGCCUGUCUGGUUUACCGACAGUCUGGAUGUGGCGGCUACUUACAUUCAGAAUCAGAGUGAAGACUGCCUCUACCUCAACGUCUAUGUGCCCACAGAGGACGGUCCACUCACAAAAAAACUUGAUGAAUCAACACUGAACCGGCCACGAGAUGAAGACAUUCGUGACCGUAGAAAGAAACCUGUCAUGCUGUUCAUUCAUGGUGGCUCAUAUAUGGAAGGAACCGGAAACAUGUUUGAUGCCAGCGUGCUCGCAGCGUACGGCAACGUCAUUGUGGUCACCAUGAACUACAGACUGGGAGUCCUGGGUUUCCUUAGCACAGGAGAUCAGUCUGCUAAAGGAAACUAUGGCCUGUUGGAUCAAAUCCAGGCACUGCGCUGGCUGACUGAGAACAUUGGACACUUCGGUGGCGACCCUGAGCGGAUCACUAUCUUUGGCUCUGGGGCAGGAGCAUCCUGUGUCAACCUACUCAUCCUGUCUCACCACUCUGAGGGGCUGUUUCAGAGAGCCAUUGCUCAGAGUGGUUCAGCCAUAUCUAGUUGGUCCAUUAAUUAUCAACCCUUAAAGUACACUAAGAUUCUGGCCAGAAAAGUGGGAUGCACAUACGGGGAGACCGCGGACCUGGUAGACUGUCUCCGCAGGAAAAACUUCAGAGAGCUGGUGGAUCAGGAUAUCCAGCCGGCCCGCUACCACAUUGCAUUUGGACCUGUGGUGGACGGAGAUGUUGUGCCAGAUGACCCCGAGAUCCUCAUGCAGCAGGGGGAGUUCUUGAACUAUGACCUUCUUAUCGGUGUAAAUCAAGGUGAGGGGCUGAAGUUUGUGGAUGAUGGAGGCACUGAGAGUGAAGAGGGGAUUUCAGCUGCAGCAUUUGACUAUACCAUCUCUAAUUUUGUGGACAACCUUUAUGGAUACCCUGAAGGUAAAGACAUCCUGAGGGAGACGAUUAAGUUCAUGUACACAGAUUGGGCAGACCGAGACAAUGGCGAAAUGCGGCGGAAGACUCUCCUCGCAUUAUUCACUGAUCAUCAGUGGGUGGCUCCAGCAGUCGCUACUGCCAAGCUCCAUGCGGAGUACCAGUCUCCAGUCUACUUCUAUACAUUCUAUCACCACUGCCAAACAGAGACACGACCUGAAUGGGCAGAUGCGGCACAUGGGGACGAGAUUCCAUAUGUGUUUGGCGUGCCCAUGAUCGGAGCAACUGACCUCUUCCCUUGCAACUUUUCCAAGAAUGAUGUCAUGCUUAGUGCUGUGGUCAUGACCUACUGGACCAACUUUGCCAAAACCGGGGAUCCUAACUUGCCAGUUCCUCAGGACACCAAGUUUAUCCACACCAAGCCCAACCGCUUUGAAGAAGUGAUCUGGACCAAGUUCAACUCUAAAGACAAACAGUAUCUGCAUAUCGGCCUUAAGCCUCGCAUCCGUGAUAACUACAGAGCAAACAAGGUUGCCUUCUGGCUGGAAUUGGUUCCUCACCUCCACAACCUCCACGAGAUUCUGAGCUCCACCACAACCCGGCUGCCUCCGGGGACCACACGUACCCCACACUGGAAGGGCCCAGGACCCCGUACAACACGUCACCCUUUCCCUACCUUCCCUUCAGAAACCGAGCCAGAUGGCUCAGAGCCUCCAAGAUUUUCACCCUUCCCAAGCACCACCCGGGAUUACUCCACUGAACUAAGCGUGACAGUAGCAGUUGGUGCAUCACUCCUUUUCCUAAACAUCUUGGCCUUCGCUGCACUUUACUACAAACGUGAUAAACGGCAUGAGAUGCGACGCCACCGGUUGUCCCCGCAACGAGGCGUAACUGCUAAUGACUUAGCACACAGCCAGGAGGAGGAGAUCAUGUCCCUGCAAAUGAAGCAUUCAGAGCACGACGCACACCAUGACAUGGAGCCGUUGCGACCACAUGAUAUUUUACGACCCUCAUGCCCACCUGACUACACGUUGGCACUUAGGCGGGCACCUGACGAUGUGCCGCUCAUGACCCCCAAUACAAUCACCAUGAUUCCUAGUACCAUCACCGGCAUGCAACCAUUGCAUGCCUUCAACACAUUCCCCACAACCACCGGGCACAACAACACGCUCCCUCACCCGCACUCCACCACCCGUGUAUAGUACCACCCCCAGGAUGAGAGGACUAGCUCUCAUACAUAUCCAGUUUUCUCUCUGUGUCCACCUUCUGAGCUCCUUAAUUUAAAAUACUCAAAUUACAGACACAGGACAUCUUGUUGGCAUUCUCAGACAAAAAUCUGAGAAUUGCUAAAUGUUAGUACACACUAUAGGAGCUCUGUUUACAAACCUUACAGUGAGAAAAACUUUGGCUGGUGGUGACAAGUCAUCGGCCUCUUACAGGAUUUUUGUCCACAGUGUCCUUGAAUAGAUGGGGCAAUGACUGGUUGAUAAUUGACUAAGAUGAUCUGAUGUCAUGAGAAGAAAUUAUAACACUUUUCCACUUUUCUUCUCUCGCUAAAGAGUGCAGACAUCAUCUCUCUAUCUACUUUCUCUCAUCGUUUUCUUUGUUAUUUCAUUACAGUGCUGUCACUACCAAAUCAUUUCUCUAUCCUGUGAGCACUGAGUCUGAAUGUGCCCUGUUACCUUGGAUUGUGUUUUACAUGGAUUGUAUGAAGACAAAACCUGGAUAUGUUGUUUUUACCUGAAGUCUUUUGUCAAGUAGUAAAUCAUACCUUGUAACAAGAGACAGAGAAUGAGCGAAAAUGACAAUGUCUGGCAGAAGACAAAAGUGCCAACCUGCUCUUUCUCGCUCUGCUCUUUUUAUGUUGUUUUAUCACACAGAUUUGAUUUGGCUAUGUGUUGUUUCUUAGGAAGAUUUUUGUAUGUAUAGAUAUAUAGACAAAUAUAUUAAAGAAUGAUAAAAUACAUAUAUAUAUUUACAUGGUUUGCCCGGUGGGAUCAAUGCAUGAAAUAUUUUUAAAGCAACAAGAAGGACACUGAGAAGGUAACCCCCACUGAACUUAUUGCUCAUUUGCUUAUUUAUUUUCCUUUGGUUUGCGUGCGUAAAAUGGCUACAAAGAUCACAUCCCAUUGUUGUUUCCUCAGGCUGACCACUCUGUAGUGCAGUUUGUUAGUCUGUCUUCCCCGACAAGGCAAGCAUGGCAAUAUUUUUUCAAAGGCUUUUUAACAUUCAUAUGUAGGUGUUUUUAUUCAACCACUGACCAUGUUAAUGAUGUACUGUACAUACAGCAUAGUGUACUAGUGAAGUACCAGAGCUAUCUGUGAUGGUCAGAUGCCACAAAUAGCAAAUGAACAUGUAGCUUUUCUUACAUCUCUUUCAACAGGCCUGUGAAUUAUUCAAUACAUAUUCAGCUUUUAUUCAGCUAAUUUUUUAAGAGCAAAUACAAAUUAUUUUUCUUACAUCUCUCGCUCUCUCUCGCUCUCUGUCCUUGCUCAUUGUUUUACACCAUUGUUUGAUAUUCGGAGGCCCAGUAUAAUAAGAGGUGUUUUGUGUAUUUUUGUGUGUACACACAUGGCGAGUGUCUUUUCUAGACAGUGUGUCUCUAGCCAUCUGUUAACUUGAGUGUGUGAAUUAAGCUGUAUGUCAACAGUCUUUUGCAAUGGUAACAGGACAUGAGUGUAUGUGACAUAGAGAGAGAGAGAGAGAGAGAGCUAUAGAAACAAGAGAAAAAUGUGUUGAGCAGCUCUGGGUAAAAACGUUGUUGUUAUUUCUCUCUUUCUCUGGCCUUCUCUCAUUCCUACAGGAAAAAACAAUCAAGCUUUAGGACAUUGUACAUGUAACAUUGUUUGUAUGGUGUUCUGAAACUCCAUGGUAGGAGGCUGGAAGCCUAUCGGUCAGUUUUUAUGUGUUUACCCACAUUUGAACAUAUCACACAUCUGUCUGCACGGAAAACCUGACUUUAUGAGUUACGACAAGCACAGCAAAGAGAGGGGUAUUGUAAGUCUCACUUUUCUGUCACUGCUACGUGUAAUGGGACAAUAAGGGCAUGUCAGGAAUUGUGUGUGUCUCACUGUCGGUUUAGCUUUAAGUGUACCAAGUCUCAGAUAUCCGGGAUAUUUUUUUGUCAUACACAGGACCAUCACGAUGGAGAAAGAACGAAUGCCAUUAUGCUGCACAAUAUAAUAUAACUUAAAGAAACUCUAUUUGCAUUGCUGAACGAGCAUACUGGAGUUUCAGUAUGCCAUAGUGAACUUCAUCUGCAGUAAUGGACUAAAAACCCAGUGGAGCAACACUAAACAAGAGGGAAGACUGUACAAACAACAGCUACUACAAGAAAUUCAUUUUGAGGUCUGAGAGUAUAGUUUGGACCUGUGGAUACAUACCAUCUGUGGACUUUAUGUGGUUGUAGGUAUAACUGAACUCCAUUUUAAACAAACUGAGGAGUUUGCAAACAAAAAACAGCCUCAGUUCUAAUAAUCAAUACCAAUUUAAUGAGGGAUGAAUUUAGGAUGCUUUGUUAUUUUUCUUGUUUGUUUUUGUACAUUCAGCCACUAGAGUGUUAUGUUGUGGUACAUACAGAAUAAAGACUCUACAUCCAUAAUGAGCCAUUCAUUGGGUCUUCAGUGGGCGUACAGUGAGAGAAGGAUCCAUUAAAGUCAAUUGUACAUUUUUAAGUGUAAAAACAAACCAACUGAAAAUAUUUGUAAAUAUUCAGUUACUUGGUUGUUUGAUGGUUUGUUUAGUUUUUUCCUUUGCUUUUUUUCUGGUAGAAUGAAAUAUGAAAUAAUUUGUGACCAGGACAACAGGUGCAAGUUGUAAUUCAGCCACCAGCAAAAUUGACAAAUCUCAUUCAUAAGAGAUUCAAUUCUCUUUCUGCUGCUUCAUUUAGUUUUGGAAUCUGUGGGUGAAGAUGAUUUAUUGCUCUUGAAUAUGAGCAUAAGAAGACCAUGUUGCAUAUCAAUGUCACUUGAAUCAUCACAGCUAAUCAAAUAUCUGCACAAGUAUGAUUAGCAAUUUCUGAUACUAACCUGCCAUUUCACAUAUAAUGUGCAAGUUCCAAAAUAAUCAUUGAUAUGGAGAUGGACAAUAACCUCUAAAUUUUAUUAAGGCAAAGGAAACAUUGAAAAAUAUAGUAGUUAUGAGAAGUAUCUCUGCUGAUAUAAACUCAUUGUAGCAUUAAAUUCUUAUCAAAAUGUACUAUGAUUUCAUGAAAUAUCUAAUAUUGGGGGAAAUAUUACUUUAUGGGAACAUUUUACACUUAACUAGAACAAUUCAUCAAUUGUGAUUGAAAUCAGGAAAUAUUGGCAUAAUGAAGAUGGAAUUGAGAGUGAAUGAGGAUCUCAGUCAGUAUGCCUGGAGGUUUAAAGAUACCUGAAUAAGUGAAGCACAUGUUAAUCCUCUAAGAAAUUUUGUUUUAUUGUGCCCUAAAGCAAAUUUACACCUGUUGCCCUGUUAAACUAUAUUAAGUAUGUUCAGAAUCAAAAAGACACACUUGAGAUGAGGAAUAAAUGUUAAUAAAUGAUCUUUGAAAAGAACUAAAGCUAAAAUAUAUUAAUAAGGUGAUAUUUCUCUUCAUUUAGAAGUUAUCACACACUGUAUGCUGUGACUCUGAUCUGGGGAACAUUAAAGAAAUUCAU
Molecule: messenger RNA, 7067 nt
Organism: Xyrauchen texanus (razorback sucker)
Lineage: Eukaryota; Metazoa; Chordata; Actinopteri; Cypriniformes; Catostomidae
Product: neuroligin-2-like
Exons: 9
Coding region: 1149-3632 (827 amino acids)
Biological process (GO): neuron cell-cell adhesion; synaptic vesicle endocytosis; chemical synaptic transmission
Cellular component (GO): postsynaptic specialization membrane; cell surface; synapse
Molecular function (GO): neurexin family protein binding; signaling receptor activity
Source: RefSeq, a predicted model, not a curated record